CACAGAGGUCAGUGGUGUCUGGGAUUACGCAAGCACGGAAGACGUGACAUUGCUAAAAUUCCCAAAACACUAUCAGCAAGGAACGAAGAAACAGGUUUGUAAUCAGGAAGACCUUUUAAAUAACCCACCCAAAGGAAAUGCAUAUACAAAACGAUCGUCAAAGAGGAGAUAAAACAAGUCCAUUGACCUAAACUGUCACCAUAGCACAGGGAACAAGUUUAAACUGUCGUUGUGAAACAUUGAGGAGAACAAAGUUCAUACGAAGUUUCUGCUAUUACGACAACACAAAGCUUCUAGUAUUACGACAAUGAAGAAGUCGUUUCUGUAAGUGAAUGAGCCAAAGACAAACCAGUUAACAUCUUUUCUUUGAAAUCUGGUGAGGACACAUGGUGAGGACUGUAAAGAUGGAGCAGGACUGUCAAGUCGGAAAACCCAUGCCUCCAGCUGAUCCCAAUCUGACAAGCCCAGACAAUCAUCAUGACCUCACUGCCAGUGCAAGAGAGGAAGUGGGAAGCACCAAGGAGAACGAGGGUGAUUCCACACACAUGGACCAGAGCAAUGCCCAAGAGAAGCCAGUCAUGAAAACUAAGAUGGAACCCUCCUCCACAAAACUGUGUGGAUACCUGAACAAACUUGGGGGGCCCUUGAAGGCCUGGAAAGCCCGCUGGUUUGUUUUCGAAGAGAAGAAGUGCCAGCUGUACUACUACAGAACAUCACAGGAUGUCAAUCCCUUGGGAAGCAUUGACCUGGCUAACGCUACCUUUGGCUACCCGGAUCAAGCUCAGGAAGGGACCUUUCAAAUUCAAAUCCCAGGACGGGUUGUUGUGCUGAAGCCAAAGACAAACCAGUUAACAUCUUUUCUUUGAAAUCUGGUGAGGACACAUGGUGAGGACUGUAAAGAUGGAGCAGGACUGUCAAGUCGGAAAACCCAUGCCUCCAGCUGAUCCCAAUCUGACAAGCCCAGACAAUCAUCAUGACCUCACUGCCAGUGCAAGAGAGGAAGUGGGAAGCACCAAGGAGAACGAGGGUGAUUCCACACACAUGGACCAGAGCAAUGCCCAAGAGAAGCCAGUCAUGAAAACUAAGAUGGAACCCUCCUCCACAAAACUGUGUGGAUACCUGAACAAACUUGGGGGGCCCUUGAAGGCCUGGAAAGCCCGCUGGUUUGUUUUCGAAGAGAAGAAGUGCCAGCUGUACUACUACAGAACAUCACAGGAUGUCAAUCCCUUGGGAAGCAUUGACCUGGCUAACGCUACCUUUGGCUACCCGGAUCAAGCUCAGGAAGGGACCUUUCAAAUUCAAAUCCCAGGACGGGUUGUUGUGCUGAAGGCAUUAAACAGCCAAGCCAUGCUGUAUUGGUUGCAGCAGCUGCAAAUAAAACGGUGGCAGCACAAUACCAGCCUGGUGAAAAUACCUGCAGAGGCCUCCACUACCUCCACACAGCUCUGCCAGCUGCCUUCUGCACCUUGGGAAGGAAGGACAGAGGACUUCCUCCCAGCAGUAAAGACCCCCAAGGGCCUAGUCGGAGAAGCCGCAGCCUGUCUGCCAGACCCCUGGCAACAAAAUGCACUGCAAAAGCUCUCCCUCAAGCACCCCAUCACAGAGAUACAGAACACAGUCCUCAAUAUCUGUGGAAACAAGCCAGCUCAGGAGCUGAGGCGGAGUGUGUUCAACUUUGACAAGAUUCAGCAGUCGCAAGACUGUCCCUGUGAGGAUCCUGUGACACAGAUACUGGGGGAAACAACAGCACCGCCUGUACCUCUGACACCCCCAGCACCUACAGUCCUUUCAGCUCCUUCAGUUUCUUCAGUUACAAACGAGUCUGCGCAGGAAGCAAAGACUGGAGGAAAGAGUUCUCCAUCAAGCAGCAUGAACAAGAGGGAGAAGAAAAUGACCAGUUCUCUUCAGCCUUCUGGGGAGGUGGUGUCAGGAAAGGAGGGUAGCCCCGUGGACAAACUAUCCAGACUCCAGCACGAGGUGUUCACGCUCACUGAGGAGCUCAAGUCACAAAAGGAGCUGGUGCGACUCCUUCACAAGGCCCUGGAGGCAGCACAGCAGGAGAAGAGGACCAGCAAACAGUUCCUGGCAGCAGCAGGGGAGCAGGAGCGGCUGGAGCUGGUGCGGCACAAAGAGAGGUGUAUCGCGGACCUGGACGGCCGCCUGGAGGCCCUGCUCAAAGACAAGGAGGAGCUGGAGCAGCGGCUGGCCAUGCAGGACUGCCAAGUGAAUGAGCUGCAGCAGCACGUGCAGCUCAUGAUGGAGAAGAACAACGCCAAGCAGGAAGUCAUCCUCAAGCUCUCCGAGCAGGUGGCCGCCUGCAUGGCUGACCCCCAGCGUACCGUAGCCAACUCCAUGGGCACAGAGACCUUCUGCAGGCUGCAGGAGCAGAUUGAGCACCUCAAGGACGAUAUAGAGGCGCACAAGAUCCAAAACAAGUUCCUCAACUCUGAAGUCUACCAGCUUACUAAGCUGUGGAGGAACAGUUCAGAAGAGGAGAAGGGCCUCCUGAUGAAGUGUGCCUACCUGGAGGCCAAAAACUGCCAGAUUGAGAGCAAGUACCUGGUCAUGCUGCGCAGGCUGCAGGAGAGCAAAGGGCUGGACAGCAGUCAGCAGGAGAUGGUGAAAAGGCUCAUUGAGGACGCACUGCAGGGAGACAAGAAGGAUGUCUUUAAACUCAACCCUGUCAGUGAAUACGACGACUAUGGAUUCAAGACCAUUCCUGAUUAUGAAGUAGAGGACGUGAAGCUCCUGGCCAAAAUCCAGGCCCUGGAGAUCCGUUCCAACAACCUGCGCAACAAUGAGAUGGUGGACAAGCCCUUGCAGACCAGGUGGGCUAACUACCUGGCCAGCCGUCCCUUGGACCAGCUGGCUCCCUCCCCGGAGCUGAAGGGCCUGAUCCGGUGUGGGAUCCCUGUGGAGUACCGGGAGCAGGUGUGGCGCUGGAUCGUGAGGACACGGACGCAGGUCUAUAGGAAGCGGAAUCCCAAUCGCUACCAGGAGCUGAGGAAGCACUGCGAGGUGUCGGAGCAUCCGGCCUCGCGGCAGAUCAGGCUGGACCUGCACCGCACCCUCACCAGCAAUAAGCACUUCUCCUCGCCCACCUCCGACGCAGUCCAAAAGCUGCAGCGCAUUCUGCUAGCUUUCUCCUGGCAAAACCCCACCAUCGGCUACUGCCAGGGCCUCAACCGGUUGGCAGCUAUUGCACUUUUAGUUCUGAAGGAUGAAGAGGAUGCCUUCUGGUGUCUGGUGGCUGUUGUUGAAAUCAUAAUGCCACAAGACUACUACAGCAAAACCCUCACUGCCUCUCAGGCUGAUCAGAGGGUGUUCCGUGACUUUCUUGCUGAGAAGAUGCCUCGCCUGACGGCCCACUUCAAGGAGCACAGCAUCGAUCAUUCCCUCAUCACCUUCAACUGGUUCCUGGUGGUCUUCGUGGAAAGCCUGGUCAGCGACAUCCUGCUCAGAGUGUGGGAUGCUUUCCUCUAUGAGGGCACAAAGGUGAUAUUUCGCUAUGCACUGGCCCUCUUUAAGUACAAUGAAGAGGACAUUCUAAAAAUUCACGACAAUCUGGAAAUCUACCAAUACCUCCGUUUUUUCACCAAAACUAUCUCUGAUGGCAGGAAACUAAUGACCAUAGCGUUUAAUGAUAUGAACCCCUUCCCUAUGAAGCUGCUGAAGAACAGACGAGAGUUUCACAUGGAGAGGCUGACAGCCGAGCUGCAGGAGCUGGAGAGAAUACAGGAGGAGUUUGUGAAAGAACAACAAGUGGAGCGCAAAGACAAGGACCUGGACACUGCUGUCAGCGAAGACGAAGAACUGCUGAAGAACAGACGAGAGUUUCACAUGUAGAGGCUGACAGCCGAGCUGCUGGAGCUGGAGAGAAUACAGGAGGAGUUUGUGAAAGAACAACAAGUGGAGCGCAAAGACAAGGACCUGGACACUGCUCUCAGCGAAGACGAAGAAGUAAUACAGACUGCAGUUAGCUUCCAUCACAUGUCCUGACGUUAUUGAAAAAUUACACAUGACUAAUACUAUUUAAACUAAUUUGUUUGCCUUAUUAUUCCCUGCUGUGGAAUAUAGUGGGGCUUACAUAUUGUGUAUGUCACACAUACAUCUAACUGUUAUCCUUUGUCUGUUGUUGAGUAUAUAGGUAUGUCAGACUUACAUUUUUACAUGUACAGUUCGGCUUUUAUUUUGUAAUGGCGCGUGAUGUACCGACAUACUUGUUUUAGAGUCAACAAAUUAAGUUUACCAAACCUGUCAAAAUGCAGAAUAUUAAUGGAAAUAGGUGUGUUGGUAAUACACACACACUACAUCUCUGAAUGCUUGACUUCAAAUCCAGUUUAAGUCACACAUGAAAGGAGUAUGGUGGUCCUAAGCCCUCGGCUUCCACAUCACAAAACCAACACACAGUGCAGCACAAUUGGCACAAAGGGCAAACCUGUUUCUUAUCUCAUAAAACAGCCUUUUACUAUAAUUGUCAUCUGUCAGUCUCUGAAUUUCUUCAAUCAGCAGUUCCAUUCCACUCAGAUCAAUUUAGUAAAUUAAUUAUUUUGUAGUUUCCCAAGAAAACAAAAACUCAUUAGAGAUCUUGAAAAUUAAUGUCUUGAAAUGUGAUUAAUUUAGGCCAGGCUAAUCUGAACAAGUACAGAGAUUCCAGUUACUUUUCAGACCGGCAACCAGAUUCCAGAUUUUCUAAACGAGACUAUCUCUGAAAUAAACUUAUUUUUUAUGCAUUGGUUGUUUGUUUAUAUUCCUGUAAAUUGCAUAGUUCAGUUAUUGCUAAGUUAAGAGAAAGACGUUGCUCUGUUUAAUUAUGUUAAAUUGUAUGGCAAUCCUUCAUGAUUUGCAUGAAUUCACUUAGGUUUAGAGGUACAGUUUUAAUUCAUGUACCUCUGAUAAACCUAAACUAAGUGACGAAAGCAAAAACACAAACGUUUUUUACUUGAGCUUGAAAAGGAAAAAAUAGGAUGAAUACAGUGCUAUAUAUACUCUGUGUGUGUGUGUGUGUGUGUGUGUGUGUGUGUGUGUAUAUAUAUAUAUAUAAUUGAUCGCUACAUAUAGAUUUUUCAACGCUGGUAAAAUGUUUAAUUCAGUAAUGAUUUUAAAAAUGUUUAUUUUUUAAUUUUUUAGGGAUGCAAGACAUGUAACAACUACGUGUCUAAAGUUUUUAAAUGCCAACUGUUAAAUAAAUAGAAUUAUGGAUAUUAAUGUGUUGAUAGUAGGGAUAGCUUUUGUGACUGGAGCAUGGCUGCAUUGUCUAUUGCGCUGAAUUUUAACCAAUUUUAACAAAUUGUUCCCAUUAUUCUUAUUUUUUAUUUUAGCUUUUCUCUUCAAAUAUUUUUUAGAAAACAAAAAAGCACAAACAAAAUCUCAACGCGUUUCGUCUUAUUCAUGAGUAGACUUAAUUUGAUACAGAGGAACACCCCUUUUUUAUACACUCAAUUUUCCACAGGUUAUUAAUCACCUUUUAAGAGAUGGCUCAGUUGACAAACAACUCUUGAGAAGGGAAACUUUUGUGAUAUUUUUUUUUAAUUCUGUUCCACCACAUGGCCUUAAUGAAGACUUUAAAUAUGGGUAUUUUUUGUAGAAUGUAUGUUUGUAUGUAUACAGUAUAUACCUCUGUUCAUUAUUCAAGUUGCAGAGUAAAAAGAAAAAAGUAACUUAGUAAAAGAAUAUUUAGUGGUAUGAAAAGUUUUGUGUUGACGUACAGAUUGAGUGUUUAAAAUAAUAUAAAAAAGUAUGGUCUUCUGCCUUCUGUUGUCAUUUCUGUACCUAAUUACUUAUUAAUUUCAGUUGUUUUUGAUUGUUCUGAUUGUCAAUUGAAGGUUUGUGACGUAAAGGUGAUUAAUCGCCUGUGGAGAAUUGAGUAUAAAAAAAAGGGGUGUUCCUCUGUAUCAAAUUAAGUUUACUCAUGAUUAAGACUCUGUCGAAACACGUUGAGAUUUUGUUUGUGCUUUUUUGUUUACUAAAAAAUAUGAAGAGAAAAGCUAAAAUAAAAAAUAAGAAUAAUGGAAAAAUGUGUUAAAAUAAAUUAUUUUUGUGAAGAAUGGGUCUUUUUCACUCGAAUCAAUGUAUAAGGGCCUGUUGGCAACCAAUACAAGCUGCCUUUAUUUUCUCAGGUGUUGCCAGGUUGAUUACCUGGUCAAAGACUAAACACAUACAUGUAAAACAUUUAGAACAUAUUUGUAUUCUGUAUUUGUAUAUUAUGAUAUUUUAUUGGAUUUUUUAUGUACGUAUCAUUGCACAAUAGGGAGAAUUAACGAGAACAUUUCUAAUAUUUAGGCGUUCAUUUUUGUAUUGCUGUUUUAUAAUGUGAUGGCAAUCUGAACUAUAGUCAAAGUCUCUCAAAGUGAAUUAUUAUUUUAGGAAAGUAUUACGGCACAAGCACUUAUAUAUUAUCAGUGUCACUCUCCUCACAAGGUUAAACUGUGAAACCCAGAACAUACUUUAACUGGCUGAGAUGAGCCCUUUUCAAGGCAUUUUCUCUGCUGUAUAAUAUAACAGAACUUGUUUUUUGAUGAAAUGGUGUGCAUUUUUUGCAUCCUUUGUGUAAGGUAUUUGAACUGAAAAACAUCAAAUACUGGUAUUAUCAUUGUGUUGUUUUAGAUUUGUUAAACAAAAUCUUAUUCUACUGAAAAUAUUUCUCUUUUGUUUCUAUAAAGGUUUAUAUAAAUACAGUAAUAACAUUUGCUGACACUGCAGUGGAGAAACACUUCAUUUAUUAAUUUGUCCCACAGCAAAUUCAGAAAAGAUUGUUCUACAACAGUGUUAAUACCUCCCUUUAGUUUACUGAUAAUAAAUGUUAAUAAAAAACAUUAACUAAUAUUAAA
Molecule: messenger RNA, 6830 nt
Organism: Acipenser ruthenus (sterlet)
Lineage: Eukaryota; Metazoa; Chordata; Actinopteri; Acipenseriformes; Acipenseridae
Product: TBC1 domain family member 2A-like
Exons: 16
Coding region: 883-3846 (987 amino acids)
Source: RefSeq, a predicted model, not a curated record